UGUUCAGCAGGAGAGAGUGGAAGUGGAACCGGUCGGUGAAAAAAAAAAAAGGGGGAAGAAGCGACCAGGAGCUGAAACGUGGUGCAAAAACAGACAGACAAUCCGGAGCUUUGUGAAGCUUCUUCAGUGCGUCUCUGUGCACCGGAUCGAACCAGAUUAGCGGCUCUUGUGUGUUGUUGUUGUGGUUUUAUUUCUCUUUCAGCCGGAACUCGACAGCGGAAUGAAUGACCAAGACAAAGGUUGACGCCGCGUCCCUGACUCACUUCAUCUCGGCUAAGGAAAAGAGCAAAAUGGAAGCGGAAAGCGGCCAUGAAACUGGCGACGGCGCGCAGGAGCAGGCGCUGAAGCAGCAGGAGAAGAAGAAGCCGCACCGCGCGCCAUCACCCGCGAGACCUAAAGACGUGCCGGGCUGGUCCAUCACCAAGAUCCGGGGCGGGAUCGGGACACCGAGCCUCAGUGUGAAACCGGGCGCGAUCCAUAUCGGGAGCCGCGUGUCCAGGCGCAGCCCAGUCAGCGCGAAAGAAACAAAGGGUGAGAAGCCGGGGAAAGCACCGGGCAAACCCGCGCGGUGCGGACUCGGGCCGACAAAGAGCGGCGUGAAAUCCAGCAAGGCCGCGCGGAGGAAAGACGCCGGUGUCGCGCCCGACCGCCUGAGCAAAGACUCGGGCAAACUCUCGCCCACAGACAGCAGCUCCGAGCUCUCCGACUGCGCCUCGGAGGAGAACAAGCUGUCCACCGACGCGCUCAGCAGCGACACGGAAAGCAGCAGCCGCGGCGGCGGAGCCGAGACCGAACCCAUCAGCGCGCGCGGACUGAGUGACGGAGAGCGGCUCGGGCUGGGAGGAGACGCCGGGCAGGAGAGCGCUUCCCCGGGGGACGAGCGCUCCAUCACCUCGCUCGAUAGCCGGAUGCCCGCGAGCACAUCUUUGGCCUUCUCUGAUCUGAACGAGGAGCUCACGGACGGCAUGCAUGAGGAAUAUCUCCGCGAAAUCGAAGAGCUGAGGUCGGAGAAUGACUAUUUAAAGGACGAGGUUGAGGAGCUGCGCUCAGAGAUGCUAGAGAUGAGGGACAUGUACAUGGAGGAGGAUGUGUACCAGCUCCAGGAACUCAGGCAGCAGCUGGAGCAGGCCAACAAGACAUGUCGCAUCCUGCAGUACCGACUACGCAAGGCCGAGAGACGCAGCCUGCGCGUGGCUCAAACCGGCCAGGUGGACGGCGAGCUCAUCCGUACCUUGGAGCAAGAUGUUAAGGUGGCCAAGGACGUUUCCAUCCGCUUGCACAAUGAGCUGGACACAGUGGAGAAGAAGAGGAGUCGUCUGGAGCAGGAGAAUGAAGAGCUGCAAGUGAAGCUCCAGGACCUGGAGGUGGCCAAGCAAGUUCUGCAGGCCGAGUUGGAGAAGAGCCGAGAGAAUUCUCUAAAAAAGCGAGGUGCAAGGCCAAACAGCAAACCGGAUAAGAAGACGUCACCACAGCCUCCUGAGGACAGUUCUGACCUGAAGUGCCAGCUCCAUUUUGCCAAGGAGGAGUCGGCACUUAUGUGCAAGAAACUCACCAAGAUGGUGAAAGACAAUGAGGCGAUGAAAGAGGAACUGACCAAAUACCAUUCGCUCUAUGGCGACAUGGACACCACGCUGACCGUGGACGAGGUAGCCGACUCGCCACACACGCGUGAAGCCGAGGUCCGAAUUCAUCUGAAGCUGGUUGAGGAGGAAGCGAACUUGCUGAGUCGACGAAUAGUGGAGCUGGAGGUGGAGAAUCGUGGUCUCCGGGCUGAAAUGGAUGACAUGAAGAUUCAGGAGACCCCCGGAGGGCUUGCAGUUGCAACAGGAGUUGGGCAGCUGCUAAUUUCUCCUUCAGCUGAGAACGUUAUGGAGCUGCAGCGGCACCUGCAGUUUGUAGAAGAAGAAGCGGAUCUGCUGAGAAGGUCACUGAUUGAGAUGGAGGAGCAGAACAAGCUACUUAUGAACGAACUUAAUCGGUACAAGUCAGAGCUUCCUCCUGAUUCUGAUAUUGAGUCCUUGUCGCCCUCCACCAUCCUUCCUCCAUCCAUCACUCCUGGAGUGGCAGCUUCUGAAGAAGGUGCUCUAAAUGAGGCAUCCCAAGAAGAGCUCCUGGCAGCCAAGCUGCAAAUCAGUGACCUGAGCAGUAAGGUAAAGAAGCUCCAGUAUGAGAACCGCAUUUUGCUGUCCAACCUCCAGCGCUGUGACCUGGCUUCCAGACAUGCGGACAUUCGGCCUGCCCUGGAGACUGACGCAGAGGCAGGGGAUUCAGCCGAGUGCGUGCCCAGCCCAGAAUGCAAUGACGGCCCAAUGGAUGGUGAAGAGAACCAGCCUCUGGAGGACAAGGGUGAGAAAGUGGCAGAAAACAACCAUUCCCUUUCUGAUCAGUGCCUCAGCAUCAAAGAACUCUUGUCCAUCCGUGACCAGGCCCAACUAAUUACCUCAGCAAUCCAGCUCCUCAUGUCUACCGAUUCCAACUGUCUUCUCGCCGUCUCAUCAGACACAAUCUUACAUAAAAUUGCAGCGAGGGAACCUGGAGAAACUGGGUUCCUGGAGAAGAACCAAGUACAGAGCUCUAAUCUGCCUCUAGUUGAGGCCCUGCACAGUAGACUUCAGUCUCUGCAGGCCCAGCUGCAGGCGCUCAGUCAGCGGAUAGAGGUCUUGGGAGAGUCCCCUGAGAAUAAGCAUGUGAAGGAACUAUCAUCUGUGGCCCUAGUCUCUCAGUCAGCAGAGCUCGGCCCUGGAGAUACUCAGGUCAAUCAGAUCACGCUUCAACAGCAGCCCAACAUUAGGGACCGAACAGAUGUCAAAGGUCAAGACGCGCACCUGUGCAAAGCUGACGAGAGCAACGGCAAUACAGACAGCAACAAAGACCAUGUGACAGACUUGUCAGAGUCCGACUGUGCACUGCUUCUGGAGCAGGUUCAUGAGCUUCAGGCUCAGCUGUGUGAGGCAAAGGAGACGGCUGAGAAAACUCAGGAGGAGCUGGCACUGGAGACCCAAGCUCACCGGGAACACGCACAGUCCUGCUCCCAGAAACUCUGUCAGCUACAGGAGGAGCACAAGAAGGUGCUGGUGCGACAGGAUUUCCAGCUGCAGAGCAUGAGCCUGCAAACGCGGCUGCAGCAGAAGUUCUGGAGCCAGGAGAGGAAUGUCUUAGUGCAGGAGUCCCAGCAACUAAAGCAGAUCCUACUGCUAGUCAGCCUCAAGCUACGUUGGCUGCUCAAGCAGUGGAGACUUGGCAAGAAAUUUGAUGCAGAGGGCAAAGACAUGUUGCAGCUUAACAGCAUUAAGGAGCUUCACCUCCCUUUGGAGGACGAUGGCCUUGCCCCUCACCAUGGAGACAGCAAGAUGGCAGUAACCAAGGAGAGGCCACCAAGUCCCACAAACAAAGAUCGCAGCCUUUCUGAGAAUAACCUUCAGCAGGCUACUGGUUUGAGUGCGACAUUGUCCGACCUGAAGGUGGCUCUGCAGGAUCUGAGCACCGAGCUGCAAGAGGAGCGUCAGAGCUCUCAGGAGUUAACGCAGCAGUUUGCCCGAGCUAAGGCCUCCUGGGAGGUGGAGCGCACUGAGCUCAAAAGCCUCAUCACCCAGCUGGAGGGGAAGGCAGGGAAGAUGUCUGCAGCUGGUACUGACAUGGAUCCUCCAGAUCUGAAGGGGGCUCUGAAGAGGGAGCGUGAGGAGCACCAGCACCUGCUGGCAGACUCAUAUGCUGCACUGAUGGAUGUGACCAAGCAGCUACAGAUAAGCGAGAGAAACUGGAGCCGGGAGAAGCUGGAGCUUCUGGAGCAUUUUAAUCAGGAGAGGAACCAGUGGGAGCAGAGGCUCCAUGAUGCCCAAAGCAAGGGCACACAGUCUCUCAGUGGCAAGGGAGUAUCCACAGAUGCAACCGCAAAUGAAACAACCUUGCAGAGAACCCAACCAAUUUCCUCCUUGUCAGACCUUGAGAAUUUGCUGGAUGUCGCUUCUUUCCUUCCAGACCAUGAGGCCAAUGGAAUCACUGAGGGGAAGGCUGGGAAGCACCAGUUUAAUAACCUUGUAACCCGCACAGACCUGAGUGACCUCAACCAGAAGAACUGGAAGUAUCUGAGUAGCGAGUCAGCUUCUCUGGAGAAGGCGGAGCCAUUUAAAACCUGGGACUGCCCCAGCACAAGUUUUCCAGAGCUACAGCGGAGUGUGGCGCAUGUGCAAAGGAGUUACACUGCUCCAGACAAAACAGGUAUCCGAAUAUACUACAGCCCUCCAGCUGUCAGGAGGAUGGAAAGGAAGGUCAAGGAUCUGAGCGUAAAUGAUACCCAGCUGGGACUCAAGAGGUUCGGUGCAACUAACUCGGACCAAGCGGUACUGCCUCCAGCGACACAAUCUUCAUCUUCACACUUGUCAUCCUCAUAUGAGCAGUGGCUAAGCUCACUAUCCCAGCAGCACAGGGACCUACUGGAGGGCAGGACGGGCAGCUCCGAGGCCCUCCAUACCCUUGAGAUUUCUGCGAAUCUGAGCGACGACAUGAAGGAGAUGACUAAUUGUGUGCGGCAGGCCAUUCGUUCUAGCUCUCUUGAGAGGAAAUGCAGCAAAGAUGCAGGAAGUCAGACUGUGGGCUUCACCAGCACAGGAACACAGACGGCCAAGUUUGUCAGUGUGGGCCUGCAGACAGAGAGUCCGGCCUCCUCAAGCUCCCGAGGGGCAGGAUUUCACGGGAAGGUGUGGUCUCCACGCCCAUCCACCUCACUUACUUCAGCACGAUCACGCCAAAUUUCAUCGUCACUGGAGAAGGUGCACAGCCGCAUUGACCGACCCUGCUGCUCACCAAAAUAUGGCUCACCCAAGCUCACACGAAGGGUCUCUGCUUCAUCCUCAUCCUCCAAGCUGGAGACAUCAUCCACCUCCUCAAGAGACCGCAGCAUGUGGAAUCUGCCAAACCGUAGCAUUGCCCAGAGCGGAUCUGCAUGGGCUCGGUCCACCACGACCCGUGACAGUCCCGUACUCAGUGGCCUCAACGAUGGUCUGUCCAGCCUCUUCAGCGUUGUAGAGCACACUUCCAGCAUGGAGUCACUGUGGAGGGGUGAUACAUGCCCUGGAAGGCAAGCUGCCGGCAAGCCCUCUUGCCCCAGUGUCGGCAUUAGCCUUGGUGACCCUGGCACUCAGAAGUACGGCAUUGUGCAGGAGUUCUUUCAAAACGUAUGUGGACGGACAUUAUCAGGAGAGAAGACUGGAGUCAUAGAUGAGCCCAAGCCUGAAUGUCUCACUGGUGCUCUGAUGGGAACAGACAGUGUCACCAAGAUCGUCAAUAAGAGGUUCAUGAGACAGACACUCCGGGAUGAUGUCGUGGCAGUAGUCAGUGGGAAGGAGUCAAAUGCAAGCGCUAGUAGCCCAGAGGAUUCAUCUUGUGACUGCAAAUCACAGUCCCUCGCCUCUUGUUUCGCUCGCUCCUCCCGCUCCACUGUUCGCCACACCCACAGCCAGUGCAAGCACCGCAUACAGGAGACCGCCUUGGGAAAUGACGAGAGACUGGAUGCCAGCAACGAGUGAUGGAGAAGAGGGCACGGCUUCUAUCACUGCUUUAAGACCAACAUGCAGAUACUGCCUCACACAUAAAUGCACUGCCGGGUAGAAACUUGCAAAUAAACAAACACAAAAAGCCACAGUAGAAUACAUGUCUGGACAUUUCUGAGCCUGCGAUUAGCACAAGGGUUGAUGCCAAGGAAUCUCACCAAUAUUCGCCAGCAUGACCUCCCUUUUAAGGUCACCAUUCUGUAUCCAACCACCUCAACUCCGCGGUCUUAAUGAACUGGUCUUUGGCCAAACAUGAGGGAUCAAUCUUCUGUGAAUAAUAGGGGUUGAUAUGCAGAGGAACAAGUAGAAUGAAAUCAUAGAAUUAAGUUAAAACCUGACAGUGAUUUGUUGUGAAUUAGACUGCUCAAAUCCCAGUUGGAUUUAAUGGAUUUACAAAAUUAGUUUUAAAGAUUUAGAUAAUAAAGCCCUUGAACAGACAUCUACAGCUUUUAUUUUCAUCACAAACAAAAAUGGCUCCGUGGUUUAAAUCUCACAGUUUCGUUCAUCUUGUUGCACUGGGGAGCUUCUUUAAAAGCAUUAUUUUUGUGAUUGCUUUAUUACUGUAAAAUGACGAUAAUAUGUGUGACAGACUGAAAAUGUCUUUUCAGAAAACAUCAUGUUCAUUUCCGUGUUUAUGUUGGACCAUUAGAUUAGAAAAGGCACUGCUUCGCCAGGAUUUUCUACGAUGACAUUUAUAAAAUGGAUGUAGUCGGAAGCUGACGUGACGCGUGUAUCUAACUCCUCAUUGUGCUUACCUGAGAACGUCAUCGUAUAAGACGUCUCUUCUACCCAUCCAUUCAUUCUCACAAACCUUGAGUCCUAGAAUUUGUCAAUCAACAUUAACGUUUAUGAAGCCAUGACAGGAGUUUAUUACUGCCACGUGUACAUGUUAGCCAAAUGUACAUUUUUGGUAUUAGACACACUAUUUUCCAACGUUCAGCUAUGUAUUUACUGUAUAAUUGUCUAAGGUUAGAAUGGUGCUAUACAAAUUGAAAUCUAUCAUAUUUUAUGUGAUUUGAAGAGCAGUGACAUUUCAGCCUUUAGCUGAAUGCGCGUGACUGCAAGUGAUAAAAUAUUUAAUAUUUCGUAUUUAAUAUAGUUGACUGGUAGAUGAUGCAGUCAGCAUUAAACACUGUAUGGGGUGUAGAAUGAGAACCUUGAAAACAUGCAGACUAUAACUCAGAUGUUAUAGGAGCUCUUUCUAUACACCCACACACUUUUGCGCUAUCCCACGACUUAUUCACAUGUACACGUGCACACACACACACACACUCUAAAUGGCAAGCCAUGAUGAUCAGGCUCCUUUGUAUGUGUCAGCCACUUUCUGCCUCAGCUCUUGAAUAAAUAGGGCAUUAAUGCUGAACCACAUUUCUUCACUGCCAUUGAUUAUGGUACUCUCCACAGCGUCAGCCAUAAAAUGUAAUUACCAGUCUGUCAAGACUUCAAUACAGCUCUUGUCUUAUA
Molecule: messenger RNA, 7013 nt
Organism: Neoarius graeffei (lesser salmon catfish)
Lineage: Eukaryota; Metazoa; Chordata; Actinopteri; Siluriformes; Ariidae
Gene: mtcl2
Product: microtubule crosslinking factor 2
Exons: 14
Coding region: 225-5525 (1766 amino acids)
Biological process (GO): regulation of autophagy
Source: RefSeq, a predicted model, not a curated record